This is a messenger RNA of Hippocampus zosterae (dwarf seahorse), 2518 nucleotides long. RefSeq names its product solute carrier family 12 member 8 (gene slc12a8). Gene Ontology annotation, molecular function: potassium:chloride symporter activity. NCBI's taxonomy places the organism in Eukaryota, Metazoa, Chordata, Actinopteri, Syngnathiformes, Syngnathidae. Bases 219 to 2348 code for a protein of 709 amino acids. Gene Ontology annotation, biological process: chloride ion homeostasis; potassium ion homeostasis; chloride transmembrane transport. Gene Ontology annotation, cellular component: membrane. The transcript has 14 exons. The record is from RefSeq and is a predicted model, not a curated record.
CUCCUUUCAGCUGUGAUCUUUGGCAAACCUUAGCUACUAGAUUUAUUGCCAAAACCAACCGAGGUUCAUUGUGCAAAAAAGUAACACCCUGCAAACAAAGUACACAACCUUCAGUCCAGCUGCACACCUUCACACACACGCUCGGACCAUGGAAACAUUUGGCUUUUUAAGUCAUUUUAUCCUCAGCAUGGACUAAUUCUAUUUUAUGUAAGGUUACAAUGGAGUCCGUACCAGUGAGAUGGACGGUGCAUGCCAGUGAUCAAGAGGGCAUUGGAGCGGGUCUGCUGAAGGUGGGAAAUUUAAGCAACGCCAACCCUCACGAGCAAGAUCUGUUCCACGAGGAUGCAAAGGGUUCUCAGCAGUCCUGUCAACCUUGGUGGAGAAUCAAACUGUUUGUGUGGGAACCGGUUCUCUUUGGUACCUGGGAUGGUGUCUUCACCACGUGCAUGAUUAACAUCUUUGGCGUUGUCUUGUUCCUGCGUACUGGCUACUUAGUGGGCAACACAGGUGUGCUGCUCGGGAUGCUCCUGGUCUCCAUGGUGGUUCUGUUUGCUUUGGUGACAGUGAUGUCUGGGAUUGGAGUGUGUGAGUACUGCGGGGUGGGAAGUGGAGGUGUGUACUCCAUGAUCUCCACAGUCCUUGGGGGCAGGUUGGGAGGCACUAUGGGUCUCCUCUAUGUGUUUGGACAGUGCGUUGCCGGUGCCAUGUACAUCACCGGAUUUUCGGAGUCGGUGGCACAGCUGCUGGCUCUUCAGAGUCAGUGGGCAGUGCGAGGCUUGUCAGCUGCAGUACUGCUCGCCCUGUUGGGAAUCAACCUGGCAGGUGUCAAGUGGAUUGUUCGACUCCAACUGCUGUUGCUGGCGGUGCUGGCCAUCUCCACACUCGACUUUGUCAUCGGCACUUUCACGCACCUCGACCCAGCGCACGGUUUCAUUGGUUAUUCGCUUGGUCUGCUCACCCGCAACACGCUGCCUGAUUACAGCCCGGGAGAAAAUUUUUUCACAGUCUUCGGCGUCUUCUUCCCUGCAGCUACAGGUGUUAUGUCAGGUUUCAAUAUGAGCUCGGACCUGCAGCGGGCUGAGCACAACAUCCCUUUGGGAACACUGGCAGCAGUCUUCACCUCGUGGUUCCUGUAUCUGGUCUUUGUCUUCCUCCUCUGUGCCAUAUGUAGCAGAGAAGCUCUGCGCUCUGACUUCUUGAUAGCAGAAAAGGUCUCCUUGGUGGGUUUCCUGUUUCUGCUGGGCCUCUAUGUCUCCUCCCUAGCUUCCUGCAUGGGCGGCCUGUAUGGGGCGCCCAGGAUCCUGCAGUGCAUCGCCCAGGAGAAGGUCAUCCCUGCACUUGCCUUUUUAGGAAAAGGGAAGGGCCCAAACAAGACUCCCGUGGCAGCCAUUUGCCUGACCGGCCUGCUGUGCAUGGCCUUCCUUUUCAUCGGCCAGGUCAACGUGCUGGCCCCCAUCGUCACCAUCAACUUCAUGCUCACCUACAGCUUCAUUGACUACUCCUACUUUUGCGUGUUCAUGACCUACCAGUUGAAAAACAAAGACCAAAGCAGCCAACAGAGAUUCACCAGACAGAUAUCCGAGCCCCUGAUUGAAACAUCCGCCGCUGACUAUGGCAGCGGAGGGAAAAGUCCACAGAGAAAGGACACUUUGAUGGAGUUCACUAAGGACAUGGAUCGGAUCUUUCCAACAACCUUGAAUGGAGUUGCUUGGCCCGGGAAAAGCUCACAAGGGAGGAGCGCAAGCAAGGAGGCCAAGAAGAAGCUGAUGGAUAGUUUUGGCUUGGACCCGCGCAGCAGCAAUGCCUUUGCUGAUGAGUCAGCUCAGCCCCACGAAGGACCUGAGGUGGGGCAAACGGAAACCUGUCUUGUUGAGCAUCCACCUUCUGAGGCUCACAGCACAGCCACCGGAGGCAAAGCAGAGCAUCACAACUUCGAAAUCCAACCCCAGCCCGACUCAAUCUAUGCAAAGUUUAUAAAUCAUUGGAUGGCUCUUAUUGGUGCACUGAGCUCCCUGUUGAUUAUGUUUGUUAUUCAGUGGGUGUAUGCCCUAGCGAACAUAGUCGUCGCCCUGCUGCUGUUCUUCUACAUUGGCAAAACAAGCCCUGGACUACACCGAGGUGUUGCGGCUCGAUUCAGUUUUUUGAUGUGGCUCAAAUCAAUAUUCAACAGGAUUUGCAGGAGGAGGGCGUCUCCCAGAGAUGAAAUCAUCGUGACGCCCUCUCUGUCGGGGGUCGGCCUGACAACUAAACAGCUGACGGAGGAAAACGCUGACUUUGCGUCUCGCAGCCGCUACCACCAGUCCUCGUUCAUCAAGAGGGAUGAGACGGUGCAACCGCCACAUGGGUGACUUAAACGCUACCUCAAUCGAUUUACUCUACGCGUGAUGCCGUUUCAACAGUUAAUUGUAAAGUAACAGAUUUACAUUGACCAAGUCAGUGUGUGAGGAAUGACAAUUUUAUCCUCUUGAACUUUGACUUUCUUGAGAGAACAUAAAAUAAUACCACUGUUCAAGAUGCA